CCCUCACGAUAGCAACUGCGUGAGCAACACGAACGAGUUUGCAACGUUUUUGCGAACAUCAGUUUUCCAAGGUGUUUUCCGCGAUUAGCCUUUGACCAUUGACUAAAUCUUUCUCUGUUUUAUGAGAUUGCAUCUCAACGACAUUGUCGGGCCAGCGCCUCGGUAACAUUCACACAAUAUUCAAAUUGCGUGGCAAGAAUUGUAUUUGUAGAGAUUGACGUAACGUUGAGAGGACUUGAGGCGUCGUUGUUUCACACGUCGUUCGAUCGUAAGAGCGCUUUUUUCACGAAAAAUUUGUUGUAUCGUUGCAACCCAAAUGUCAGGCAUAGCGAUCGCCAGACUCGCCGAGGAGCGAAAAGCAUGGAGAAAGGAUCAUCCUUUCGGAUUUGUUGCAAGGCCAACUAAGAAUCCAGAUGGUUCUCUAAACUUAAUGAGUUGGGAAUGUGCCAUUCCAGGAAAGAAGUCUACUCCUUGGGAAGGUGGAUUAUACAAGUUACGCAUGAUUUUCAAAGAUGAUUAUCCAUCUAGUCCGCCAAAAUGCAAAUUUGAGCCACCUUUGUUCCAUCCUAAUGUUUAUCCAUCUGGCACUGUUUGCUUAUCGCUUCUGGACGAAGAAAAAGAUUGGCGACCAGCAAUCACAAUCAAGCAGAUUCUUCUUGGCAUCCAAGAUUUGUUAAACGAGCCAAAUGUGAAAGAUCCGGCUCAAGCUGAAGCAUACACAAUAUACUGGUAAUGUUUUUUUGGAAAUGUAUUAAUUUAAUUACGAAAGAAGUUCGUAAUUGUUCAAAUAUAAUCGAGUAUCUUAUUUUAUAGCCAAAAUCGUCUGGAGUAUGAAAAACGAGUUAAAGCACAAGCCAGAGCGAUGGCUCCGCAGGAGUAAAUUGUAUGAAAAUAUCAAAUCGAAAUAUUUAAGAUGUGUAAGAAAACAAAAAAUUCUGUGUACACUUCUCUAAACUCAUUUAUCAUUCUUAGAAUUAAUCCUUUUUUUUUUUUUAUAAGGAAACUUAUUAAAUGUGUAACUAAGGUUUCUUUUCAUCCCACACAAACAUUCAUCCAUUCAGACAUCCAUUAGACAUCUAUUAGAUGUCGCACGGAGCUGUCGACGUCUAAUAGAUGUCUAAUGGAGUUUUUGUUCUGUGUGGGUUAUUUACUAGAUUAAGUUUGUGGGAUCUUCUUAAGCUUUAAAACAAUAAGCGUUUUAUAGCAAAAAGUAUAAUAUUACGUACUCUGUAUCUCGCAAAUAUUCUUUUAUUAUCUUUAAGAUUAACUGCAGUGUAAGACACGUUUAACUUUAAGAUGGGAUUUAUAUAUAUUUUGUGACCUAAACUUUAAUUUGUAAGUCUUAUAAGUAAUUAUUCUGCUGUUGCAGGAAUACAAAUGAUAGACUUAAAAAGAAAAACAAAAGCAACUGUUAAAUAUCA
Molecule: messenger RNA, 1421 nt
Organism: Pseudomyrmex gracilis
Lineage: Eukaryota; Metazoa; Arthropoda; Insecta; Hymenoptera; Formicidae
Gene: lwr
Product: SUMO-conjugating enzyme UBC9-B
Exons: 3
Coding region: 317-733 (138 amino acids)
Biological process (GO): protein sumoylation
Cellular component (GO): nucleus
Molecular function (GO): SUMO conjugating enzyme activity
Source: RefSeq, a predicted model, not a curated record